Molecule: messenger RNA, 2077 nt
Organism: Chenopodium quinoa (quinoa)
Lineage: Eukaryota; Viridiplantae; Streptophyta; Magnoliopsida; Caryophyllales; Amaranthaceae
Product: probable trehalose-phosphate phosphatase F
Exons: 13
Coding region: 659-1822 (387 amino acids)
Biological process (GO): trehalose biosynthetic process
Molecular function (GO): trehalose-phosphatase activity
Source: RefSeq, a predicted model, not a curated record
AAAAACCGAUAAAUAAAACUAAUGUGAAAAAUAUUCUUUCUAAUUGGAGCUAAAAAACCCCGUCCAAAUUUCCUUGUAAAGCACGUCUUCUAGAAAACCUAUGAAAGUCUAUAUAUACAAAGAGUUGUUCGCAAAAUUUCUCUCUUCUCUCAAUUCAUUUCUCGCUUUCUAUUUGCUUUUUUCUUCAGCCGUCUUUCCUUCGCUUCAAAAGCUCGUUUCUUUCUCCUUCAUUCCCGUUUCUCCUCCCGUUUCUUUCAGAUUAUAAGGCGUUUCUUUUAAGGCUUCGUUCUCAAAUUUCCAAUCUUUCAGAUUAAUUCUGCAUUUCCGCCCUCAAUUGAUUCAGGAUUAAACAAAGAAUUUAAACCUCUGAGCUAGGUGGAAAUGAUUUGCAGCUAUUUUGUGUAAAUGCAACUUAGGAUUCGAGAUGCAAAGUCUUCAGGGAAUGUUUGCUUGAUGAACAGUUUUUCAAGUUGCAGCAAUAAGAAAACGUUAAAGAAGUGGUUUUUCAUCGACAAGAGGGUCGGAUAGUUGAGAUUUUUAACUAAAACAUUUGCGUAGCUCAAUUACUAAUUCUGAUUAGUUAAUACAUUCAUAUAAGAAGCCAAGUUAGUCUCUAGUUUUAAGGUAACCUUUACUAGCAAAACUGGAUUCGCUGGACAUGAUUUCAGGCCAAACCUCCCCUGUUCUGGCUGAUCCCACUCCCAUCAAGGAGAGAGUAGGCAUUCAUUCGAGCCUAAUGCCUUACUCAAAGACCGGAACAUCAUUCUCAAAGGGGUUGUAUAUACCGAUUCCUAAGAAAAAAUCUGGCAAGCUUGAAGAUGUUCUGUCUAAUGGUUGGUUAGAUGCCAUGAAGUCUUCAUCCCCUCCUCGCAAGAAGCUGCUUAAGGACUUCAAUAUUGGAAUUGCUUCAGAUGACACUGAUUUUGUUUACUCUUCUUGGAUGAAGAAGCAUCCAUCUGCCUUGACUUCAUUUGAGCAAAUCUUCGAUUCUGCUGAGGGCAAGAAGAUUGCAAUCUUUUUGGACUAUGAUGGGACCCUUUCUCCCAUUGUCGAUGACCCUGAUCGUGCACUUAUGUCUGAUGAUAUGCGCUCUGCUGUGAGAAAUGUUGCUAAGUAUUUUCCAACAGCGAUAAUUAGUGGAAGAAGCCGUGAUAAGGUAUGUGAUUUGGUAGGUCUGGCAGAACUACACUAUGCCGGUAGUCAUGGGAUGGAUAUCAUGAGCCCCGUGCACAAAGUGUCUGAUGGCAAUUCUAACACUAAUAACUCUACUGACAAGCAAGAUAAGGAAGUUAGUCUGUUUCAGCCUGCUAGCGAAUUUUUGCCCAUGAUUGAUAAGGUUUUUAACACCCUUGUUGACACGACUAAGGAUAUCAAAGGAGCGAAAGUUGAGAACCACAAGUUUUGUGCAUCCGUACAUUACCGUAAUGUUGAUGAGAAAAAUUGGCCUACCAUUGCUCAGCUUGUUCAUGACAUCCUUAAAAGCUAUCCUCGCUUACACUUAACUCACGGGCGAAGGGUUUUAGAGGUUCGACCCAUUAUUGAUUGGGAUAAGGGGAAAGCAGUUGAAUUUCUGCUUGAAUCCCUUGGCCUAAGUGAUUGCGAUGAUGUGCUACCAAUUUUCAUAGGAGAUGACAAGACCGAUGAAGAUGCAUUUAAGGUGCUACGGAAUGGAGACCGGGGUUAUGGUAUUCUAGUAUCCCCAAUCCCAAAAGAAACCAAGGCAUUCUACUCUCUCAAGGACACUUCAGAGGUAAAGCAAUUUUUGGAGGCUCUAGUGCAGUGGAGGGAGCAUCACCACAGUAAAAAGAGCAGCACCAAUUAAUUUAUAGGAUUUAUGAUUAUAUAUUUUUAGGCUAGUGAUAAGAUUUUCAAUUUAUGCAGCAAAGGCUGCCUGCAUUUUUCACAAGUUCUAGUUGAAGCCUGUAAUUUAGUUUCUUCUUUUUCAAGUUUUCAUUUUUUGUGAAAAAAUUUCCACAUCUCUCCCACCUAUAAAAGUAAAUGUAUGUUUAAGGGUGGAGAGCAAUCUCAAUUUAAAUCUUUGUCAAGUGAUUAAUCCCAAGGCUAGCUUUUGUGUUUA